CGAUAUUGGCGGUCUCAAGGUUGAAGUCUCUGCCGGAUCAGGCAUGGAAGAUCCCCGCUGCGCCUCGCGGACUUCACGCAGCAACAAAACGGGGAUUUUAGAGAAUUAAAGCAGGACUUUUGCGACUUUUUUUGCCUCCACACUUUGGUACAAGUCGGCGUCGAAAGCGAACAUGCUGGGAUGGCUCGCAGUGCUCUGCGUCGCGGUGCUGCUGCUCGCCGUAACCUGGUGCGCAUUGUGCAAACUUUCCUCCGGCGCGGACGGCGGGAGGCGGACCGACGCCGCGGGAACCUGCAACAGCAGCAGCAGCAGCGCGGAGCUCGUCUGCAAGCCCUCCGCGCUGGCCAAGCACCUCCUGAAGACCUGCACCUCCUUCGCGGACUACGCGCCGUGCGCGGCCUGGACGUGGCGGGCCGGCGCCGUCCUCUGGAGCGCGUAUGAGGCGUGCAGUGGCGGCGGCAGCAAGGUGCACUUCGCCAGGGACCACCUGCAGCUGAGCGAUGGCGGACUGGUGGCUUUGGACUGGGCUUUCCCCAAGUACCAGAAGAGACGCAGGACCUCCGGCCAGUCCGCCAGCCCGGUGCUGCUCAUCAUCCCCAAUUCUUUUGGCAAGAUCACCAGGAAUGUGCUGCAGUUGUGUCAAACGUCCCUCUCCCACGGAUACCUCCCCGUGGUGCUCAACCGCCGCGGCCACAACGGCACGGCCCUCACCACUCUCAAGCUGCAGCAGUUCGGAGACCCGGCGGACCUGCGGGAGGCGGUGCGCUACAUUCGCUACCGACAGCCGGCCGGCAAACUGUACGCCGUGAGCGAGAGCACGGGCUGCGGCCUCCUCCUCUCCUACCUGGGCGAGUGCGGCUCCUCCAGCUACGUCACGGCCGCCGCCUGCCUGUCACCCAUCUUACGCUGCCAGAGCUGGUUUGAGAGCGGCCUGUGCUGGCCCCUGGAGCGGGCCCUGGUGCUCUAUCAGAAGAUGUGCCUGAGCAGAUACAAGACGGCGCUGAGUGCCAGCGUCAACACCGACCGCCUCUUCGCCACCACGACCCUACGCGGCCUGGAGGAAGCUCUCUUCUGUCGACCUCCGCUGGCGGACCCGACCGGGACUUGCGCAUCGUGGGAGGCGUACUGGGAAUGCAACGAACCCUUGAGGGACGUGGACGAGGUGGCCACUCCGGUGCUGAGUAUCUGCGCCCGGGACGACCCCAUACGGGGCGACGCCUCGUCAACGGUGCCCCGGGAGCUUUUUGAGAGCAACCCGCAUUUGUUCCUCCUGCUGACAGACCGGGGCGGUCACUGCGGCUUCUCCGAGGGAACCUCCGCCGCGCCGAAGUGUGCGACGGGCAACUGGAGCCACCGAGCUCUUUUGGAGUUCUUCAGGGCGACGGCGAACUUCAUGGCGGCCGAGGAGAGAGCCAAGCAACUGGCUGCCAGGAGGAGGGUUUUGGGGGCUGGGACGGGAGGGAGAGUCUUCCGGCACCGUAGCGUCAGCACGUGCAAACAAGUGCCAGCGUGUUCCCAUAACAUCCACGCCAUUUACAACUGGCAGAGGUCUUACACACGCUGAAGAAAGCGAAAUAAACCCUUUUUUUUUUUUUUUUUUCUUCUUAGGGAAAAAAACAACAAACAAACAAAAAAACCACUUUAUGACACCUGGUUUUUGGAGGCUUUUUUUUUUCACAUUGGUUUCAUGUUUUUUUACGUUUUGAAUUUUGUGAACUCCAUUUUUUUUUUUUUUACAUCAAAUUAAAUGGAAAAAAAUGUGUUGGCAAAAUGUGCUUGUUUAAAAAUUAAAAAUUUUAGUGUAAAAAAAAUUUUGUGGAUAAAAAAUUCAGUGUAAAAAAAAUUCCGUGCUGAAAAAAUUUACUGCUUAAAAAAGCAAGACUCGCUUCCGGUAAAUUAAGACUGAGUGCAAACUUUUCCAUGUACAGAACCGAAUAAAAAUAUGCUUUGAUGUAUGAACUUUGUCUGUGUGUACGAAUGUUCAUCCUCCCAUUGUGUGUCCGGAAGCACAUCCAUUGUGGGCGGGCUCAUUCAGUCACUUUGUGGGCUUUUUUUUAAAAGUGUUUUUUAGUCUUUUUACCACAGUUAUCUUAUUUUGUUAUCUCAAUACGAGUCUGGAAAAAAAAUCUCCACUACAGAUGUAUUUAGUGGUACCUCGGCCAUUCUUCCCAAGAUCCGUCGCCCCUCUAUGACAUCAUCACUAGUUGACGGUAGUUCUUUGCUAACUAACUCACUUACACUGUACUUUGCUGAGUAAUUUUUUAAUUUAUUGCGUGUGACUGUGAAAUAAGUCACCAUGGGGCCAAAGAAAGUUGUGAGUGCCAGCACUUUGAUAAAGAAAGGGAGAAACAUUUAUGAAUCCCCUUGUCGUCUUUGCCAACAAGUCUUUUAAU
This is a messenger RNA of Entelurus aequoreus (snake pipefish), 2393 nucleotides long. RefSeq names its product abhydrolase domain containing 15a (gene abhd15a). Lineage: Eukaryota; Metazoa; Chordata; Actinopteri; Syngnathiformes; Syngnathidae. The coding region runs from base 173 to 1564 and encodes 463 amino acids. The transcript has 4 exons. The record is from RefSeq and is a predicted model, not a curated record. Gene Ontology annotation, molecular function: monoacylglycerol lipase activity; short-chain carboxylesterase activity.